CGAAGCUGAAGAUAGCCACUUCUGCCGGAUUAUAGCCUGAAGAGUCCCUGCGUAUCAAGUGGUUUACGCUCUGUGCCUGUCCUGGGACACGCCGAUGCACGAUAGCUACUUCUACGGUUAGGGUAGCUUUGAGCGCUAGUCGCUUCUUAACUGUAUUCGCCUUACUUGAAUGUGUUAAGCACAAUUCGAUCUCUCUACGGAGUGGGUAUUGAGUGGUGCACGCGAUAAAGACGCGGCAGCAGCUUGAGCCAUCGGCAUGUCGCGAUCAAAACGCAGCAGGGCUAAGGGCAGGCAUCGAAACCGCAUAAAUCCGAGCCAAGGAGGCGCGGAAGGCGAUGCCAGGAUACCUCUUUUGAGCUCCGUUGGGACCAUGCCCGAGCGAUCCAGCAAUUUCAUAUGUGACUCACCAAAACAAAUAGGAUCUCACCAGUCGUCUCAAAUUGCCGAAGCAUCAUCUCUUAAAGUCCUAGGACUGAAAUUGGCUGCCGACAAAGAGAAGUUACCCAUGCCGGUUAGGUCCGCCAGUGAUGGACCGAAGGUGGUCAGCGGGGACGGCUACGACUCCCUCCUAGAGGGUCUGACAGGAAGAGACUUGCAGACCGCUAAGCUUGUCGUCCAAGCGCUGAGGGAUCCCGAGGACCUCUCCCGCCUGCGCCGGCUGGCCGUCACCCAUGGCUUCGUGAACGACCGCAUCCGAGCAGUGGUGUGGCCCCGCCUGCUGGGCAUCCACCCACCCGCAGGAGGCAGCGCAGGCGGGGGCACCAGCCUGCUCGCCCUAGGCCAGCCACCCGCUCGGCCACCCGCCUCCUCCUCACCUCGCCCCUCCUCCUCCCGCCCCGCCGGCUCCACUCUGCCACCCGCCCCCAGCACCCAUAUCGCCCCUGCCGCCACCGCACCGCCGCCCCUCCGAGCCGUGUCGCACCCGGCUUCAGCUCCGCCGGCGUCCCCCUCCUCAACCAGCCGAACGGGAGGCGAGGUGGCGAGCCAAG
Astrephomene gubernaculifera is the source of this 989-nucleotide messenger RNA. The record is from the annotation of a GenBank genome assembly. Lineage: Eukaryota; Viridiplantae; Chlorophyta; Chlorophyceae; Chlamydomonadales; Astrephomenaceae.